AUGGAAGCUUCGAACAAUGAGCACCAUCUUGAUGAACUUGAAGAGUCUAGCAACCACCCAUGUCAACCAAGCUACCAAAUGAUAGUGGACCAUAGUUAUUUAGAAUUAUCACUCAAUCCUCCUUCUUCUGGCCAGGAUAUAAACGAUGAACCAGAACAAAUGGGAAGAAGUGGUGAUAGGGAAGCAGAAGUUUUGCUGCUUUCUAAUGAAAUGCAAAACCGUAAUGUGAGGGACGCAGCUGUUGCUAUCUCUACACGGAUUCCCCCUGUUCCUGAUCUCAACAUUCAUCCUCUUGAUCUCAACACGCUACCACCGACAGAGGAGAAAGACAGAGAUCAUAUGGCAACCCAUGAGUCAGAAAUACAAAACCCUCGUCCUCAUGUGGGUGAACCUGAUAUAUGUGUCAUAUGCCAGGAUGAAUAUGCAGCUGAGGAACUAGCUGGAGGUCUUCGAUGUGGACAUGAAUAUCAUAUGAAAUGUAUUAAGAAAUGGUUGAGGAGGAUCACUAAAUGUCCAAUUUGUAGAGACACCGCUAUUUUUGUUGAACCUAUUUUUUUCAAUAAACAAGCCUGUAUGCCUUAA
Messenger RNA from Daucus carota subsp. sativus, 582 nucleotides. RefSeq lists its product as uncharacterized. The record is from RefSeq and is a predicted model, not a curated record. Gene Ontology annotation, cellular component: nucleus. Gene Ontology annotation, molecular function: ubiquitin protein ligase activity. NCBI's taxonomy places the organism in Eukaryota, Viridiplantae, Streptophyta, Magnoliopsida, Apiales, Apiaceae. The transcript has 2 exons. Bases 1 to 582 code for a protein of 193 amino acids.